UCUUGCUAUUGAUCAGACACUUCGGUCCACCUUCUUUCAUCAACUGACAACUCAGGAAGUAUGAACUAUGAAGUCAUCACUGCGAGAAAGUGCCCUUACAGACUCAGUACCAGUUCUGGUGGGGAUAACGGCCUUUCCUCUGUCGCUAGGUGCAAUACAGCAUCUCUGUUUUACACCCCUGAGACUGACGUGCCACAGAAUUUGUGCACCACUGGCUGGACUCAGUGCAGUUGCAGCUGCAGGACUAGUGGCAACGUUUUCUCGCAGCAGUCUCAGAAAAUGGCAGGGUUAUACAGAUGUUUUAUCUUCAGAACAAGAAUGGGUAGUCGCCCCAUCUACUGUAGUACUAACAUGUGUGACCUUCAAACUCCUAGGUGGACGGUUCAGAAAUGUAUUGCCAAGCCAUCUUCUGCACCCAGGUGCCUUUAGCAAGAAGGCAGUCCCAGCGUCUUUAAAGUAUGCCAGUCACAACAAGAAAGUCCACAUCCAGCAGCUUGGCCGGAAGUUCGGUUGCCACUCUUGCGGUUCAAAGUUCGGAGGCCUGAAAACGUCCUAUGGUAAAGUUUUCCAGAAGCUAAAGUUGAAGGAGAAGAUUGGAAUCUUGCUCGGAGGAAGGUUUAUUGCAGAUCAUCAGCCACCUUUGGCAGUGUAUGAAACAGCACUCAAGAGGAAAAGAGUGGCCAAGUACUCAUCCCCUGCCUUCUACCCCCAGUGCCAGAGGUGUAGCUCCUGCCAGAGGCUUUACCUGGGUGCUGUGAGCAGGGGGAGGCCAGAGCCCUUCUCUCCUGUGGUCACACAUGCAUCAUCACUCAGGCUGUAUCAUCUAUGGCUGCCAUGGCCAUGGAUUCUGACUGAACUUUUCUUUUAAGUAUUGUACUCGGGGACAGUAAUUUGCGUUAUCAA
This is a messenger RNA of Branchiostoma belcheri (Belcher's lancelet), 903 nucleotides long. RefSeq lists its product as uncharacterized. Bases 68 to 868 code for a protein of 266 amino acids. The record is from RefSeq and is a predicted model, not a curated record. The transcript has a single exon. NCBI's taxonomy places the organism in Eukaryota, Metazoa, Chordata, Leptocardii, Amphioxiformes, Branchiostomatidae.